CACACAAACUCUUCCGCGUCGGUAAAGUUUGAGGAAGCUCGGCGCGGUGGGGGAAUGGCUGCUGCUGCUGCUUCUGCUGCUGCUGCUGAUGUUGUUCCUCCUCACGAGUUCAGAGAACUGCUGUGAUCCUCUGAGCUCUCCAGAACUCCAGUGAGACCCAGCAGAUCUUUACAGGAGAUUUAUACUGGGAUAUAUUUCACCGUGUAGUUAAUGAGAGUGGAGGAGCUGGAUUACCCUUUUUUCUGAGUGACCGAGAGUUUCUUAACCUGCACCGUGAGGAGGAGGAUCUGAAGAGGAGAAAUGAAGUUCAGGGGACAGUUCACAGUGUUUGGCAGUGCCAUAUUCUGUGUGGUGGUGUUCUCCCUGUACCUCAUGCUGGACCAUCUGCAGUUAGACCACACCAAAGACCCCAGCAGUUUAGAGGGGUUUCAGAACGGGCAGUUGAGCAUCCUUCAGGAUAAAGUAGAUCAUCUUGAGAAACUGCUUUCACAGAAUAACAGGAUUAUUGCCAACAUCAGGGAUUCUGUGCUUAACCUGAGGAAGUCAGUUAAAGGUGGCUUUUCAGAAUCUGGAAACCAAAGCGAGACUCAGGUGGACCGGCUCCCCUCUGCUCCUCUUAAAGUGCCCAUUGCCUCUGAGGACUGCCAGUUCUCUGCUCGGACCUAUUCCAAGGCUUCAGAUUCAGUGCAGAUGAUGGAUGUAUAUGACCUGCUCAGCUUUGAUAACCCUGAUGGUGGCGUUUGGAAGCAGGGGUUUGAUAUCUCGUAUGAGGAGAAUGAAUGGGACAAUGAGCCCCUGCAUGUGGUGGUUGUGCCCCAUUCACAUAACGACCCUGGCUGGCUCAAGACUUUUGACGACUACUUCCGAGACCAAACACAACACAUCCUGAACAACAUGGUGGUGAAGUUACUUGAAGACGUUCGCCGAAAAAUGAUCUGGUCUGAGAUCUCCUACUUUGCCAAGUGGUGGGACAACAUCGACAGCCAGAAGAGGGACUCAGUGAAGAAACUGAUAGAAAGAGGCCAGCUGGAGAUCGCCACAGGAGGCUGGGUGAUGCCUGAUGAAGCCAACUCUCAUUACUCUGCAAUGAUUGAUCAGCUACUGGAGGGUCACCAGUGGUUGGAAAAAAAUGUGGGAGUGAAGCCCAGGACGGGCUGGGCUGUGGACCCAUUUGGACACUCUUCCACCCAGGCCUACAUCCUGAAACAGGCUGGCCUGUCCAACAUGCUCAUCCAGAGAGUGCACUACUCUAUCAAGAAACACUUUUCCACCCAGAAGACACUGGAGUUCUUCUGGAGACAGAAUUGGGAUCACGACUCCAGCACAGACAUCUUGUGUCACAUGAUGCCCUUCUACAGCUAUGACGUUCCCCAUACCUGCGGUCCUGACCCAAAGAUUUGCUGCCAGUUUGACUUUAAAAGGCUGCCUGGGGGACGAAUCAGCUGCCCCUGGAGAAUUCCCCCUGAGCCAAUAACCAAUGAGAAUGUGCAACAGAGGGCUAAAAUGCUGCUGGACCAGUACAGGAAGAAGUCCAAGCUGUUCAGGACUAAGGUGGUGCUUGUUCCACUGGGUGAUGACUUCCGCUACACAGAGGCUCAGGAGUGGGAUCAGCAGUUCAAUAACUACCAGAUGCUUUUCGACUACAUGAACUCUCAUUCUGAACUCCACGUCCAGGCCCAGUUUGGAACCAUAUCAGACUACUUUGAAAUUCUUCGCAAAAAGGCUGGUAUUAAUGAGGCUGGUAUGAGUGUGGGAGAGUCACAGUUACCUACGGUUAGUGGCGAUUUCUUCACAUAUGCGGACAGAGACGACCACUACUGGAGCGGCUACUUCACUUCUAGACCGUUCUACAAACGCAUGGACCGCAUUCUGGAGUCCCACCUCAGGGCAGCUGAGAUUCUGUACUCUUUAGCCUUGGCCAGUACUCGCAGGUUUGGGAGGCCGAGUGAUUACCCUGCAGUAGAGAAUUAUAAAUUGCUAACUGGAGCAAGACGCAACCUGGGCUUGUUCCAGCACCACGAUGCAAUCGCAGGCACGGGCAAAGACUGGGUGAUGGUGGAUUACGGAACCAGGUUGUUUCACUCCCUUCUGAAUGUGAAGCGAGUGAUUGCGUCUUCAGCUCACUGGCUGGUGCUUGAUGACAAAAAAGCAUACACCUACGACCCUUCAAACCCAGUACUUCAGAUAGAUGAUGUCCAGCCAGCACAGGAUUCCCUACCUCGCAAAACUGUCCUGAAGAUCAGCAAAACUCCCAGGUCGUUGGUGGUACAUAACCCCAGUGAACAGAGCAGGAGCUCGGUUGUAAACAUCUAUGUGAACACUCCUCAUGUUCGAGUCCUCACUGCUGAUGGACACCUGGUCAUCGCUCAGAUCAGUGCAGUGUGGGAAGAUGCCACCCGUGCUUCCACAGAAGCUUUUCAGUUGUCUUUUGUAGCCAAUGUGCCGCCGUUGGGCCUGGCUGUGUACCAGUUGAUUCAGGGGUUGGAGCUACAGACUGAAUCAGCCCAGUACCUGUUUCUGAAGGACGGUGGGGCCGUGUCAGUUUCUGGAAUGGACCAUUUUAAAGUAUCUACCCCACAGAAUGCUGUUCCUGUGUUAAUUGAGAACCCUCACCUUCAGCUCUCCAUCUCUGCCAGUACAGGAUUAAUGAAGACAAUGAAACUGAAGGAAGAUGGAUCUGAGCACUCAAUCAGAGUGGAGUUCUUGUGGUAUGGAACAACCAGCAAUAAAGACAAGAGCGGUGCCUACCUAUUCCUGCCUGAUGGAGAAGCUAAAAAAUAUAUUCCCUCCCAGCCACCUGUGAUCCGUGUAACCAAAGGUCCUGUGUUCUCUGAAGUCACAACAACAUUUACACACGUCACACACACCGUACGGCUUUACAACUUUAAGGGGGUGGACGGACAGGCUGUUGAAAUCUCUAACAUUGUGGACAUAAGGGCAGAGUUCAACCGAGAAAUUGCAAUGAGGAUAAUCUCUGAUAUUGGCAGCAAAGAUCGCUUUUUUACUGACCUCAAUGGUUUCCAGAUGCAGCCCAGACGAGCCAUGGCAAAACUGCCACUGCAGGCUAACUUCUACCCCAUGACCAGCAUGGCCUAUAUAGAGGAUUCCCUCAGAAGACUCACACUGCUCACAGCUCAGUCUUUAGGAGCUACCAGUCUCAAGAGUGGUCAGCUGGAGGUGAUCAUGGACCGGCGGUUAAACCAGGAUGAUAACCGUGGCAUGGGCCAGGGAGUGUUAGACAACAAGAUCACGGCCAACCUCUUCCGUCUGGUUCUGGAGCCGAGAAACCCCACCCAAGAGACCAAGAGGGAGAACACCACUCCACUCAGCUACCCGUCUCUACGGAACCACAUCUCCUACAUGUACCUCAACCACCCCCUCAUGCCCAUGGCCACCACCUGGGACUCAGACAUGCUGACACUGACCCCCUACAGCCCUUUGAGCUCAUCCUUCCCAUGUGACAUCCACCUGGUCAACCUGCGCACCAUUCAGUCUCAGGAAGGGGAAGGCCCAUCGGAUCAGGCUGCUUUAAUACUGCACAGAAAAGCCUUUGACUGCAACAUCGCCACGAGCAACACUGGCUUACUGUGCAGCACCACACGUGGCAAGAUUGAAAUACAGGAACUUCUAUCAGAGCUGAAGGUCAGCAGCCUGGAACCUAUGUCGCUUUCUUUGAUGCACGAAUCCUCCAGCAGAGCAGUGGACCAGGAGAUUACACUUAAACCAAUGGAAAUCCACACAUAUCGCAUCCAGCUGAGAUGAGUCAUGGUUACAGUGAACUUUGUUGUUUAUGGUGGGAGUAUGCAAAUGCCUUCAGUUGAGAACUCAAUGAGUGAAUUAUCCAAAAAUCUGUCUGUUUGAUCCAUGUGUUAUUUCUGUUUUUUGUUGUCAGUUUGUAGGUGUGUUUAAUUUCUGAUUGGAUUUUUAUGGCAAAGUGCAAUAUGAAUUAUUAAGAGUGCUUUCCCAGACAACUCAGGUUCUGUCUACUUAAAGAAACCCUACAGUGCCUUUCACAGUUAUUUCUACACUUAUUGUAUACAGAGGUCUGCCAGUGUUUGGGUGGUUAUUGUAAAAUUCUGUUUUUUGAAUAGCUAAGUGACUAAAAGAAGACCCAAUUUCUAUGUUUCUUUUUUUUUUUUUGCCUUUUUGUCACAUUACAGUGUGAUGUUUGCCUCCAGAAGUUGCUGGUAUUUUUCCAAUCCAUUUUUCCUUUUGGUCCUAUUGCCACUGACAGCAAUCCUAACAUGCUAUAUCUUAUUUGGAGAAAAAAAAAUUACAGUUCACUUGACUUAUUUCAAAAGGUGUCAGGUUUUUUCUGAUGACUCUUUAAUAAGGAUCAUAUUAAUUAAUACAGGUGUUUUUGCACAGUAAACGUCCACCCCAGAGUCUGAUCAAUCUUCCCUUUCCUUUUCUUCUCUUUUUUUCUAACAAGCGGCUCCUUUCUGCUUUGUGUGCAUCAGUUUUUUUAAUGUUAAAAGUGCUAGGCUGCUGCUUAGAGGUUUUUUUUUGUUGUUUUCUUUAAACUGCAUCACCUGGUCUUUUCUCAACAAUGAUUGUGAACAAGCCAUUUGCCUAAUAAGAUAAUUAUCAUCAACAUUUUGAUUGGUGCUCUUAACUUACUUAACUACUCAAUAACAAACUAUUUUAAUGCCUAAACAUUAGAAGUUUAUUUGCAUGUAGCAAAAGGAAAGUAGCAACACCCCUGAAUAUACAUUCUCACUAUUAUAACUAAUAAAAAAAAAAGUCUGCAGUUUAAGGUGCCUGUCAAGAACAUAAUAUUUCUGCAUUUAUUAUCGAGUGGACCAAUACAAAUGCUCCAAGUUGCCUUAUAUAUAAAAUCUUUUUACAUUGACAGAUGAAAAUGUUAUUUUGCUAUUUUGGAUAUAUGAGGUUUUUAUGUGACUGUGACUACAAGUAUCAUUUAUCCCAAAACACACUGAGAAGGCUGAGUUGAGAAUGAAUUAAAAGGAUCACAGUAAAAGACUUGCAGAUUUUGUGCUCACACUUAAGUCAAGCUUUGUAGGAAUCUGAUUUAUAAUUUUUUACCUUUUAAUCAAUGUUAAGACAGAAUGAUUUCUCUAACAUUUUUUGUUGAGAAUUAUUGUGCAUGUCUUUAUUUCUAAAGCUGCUGUAAAUGUCUUAAACUGUAUGUAAUAUAAUGUGUAAUUAUUAUUUGCAUUUGUAAUUGUUCAUGUAAAAGUCUACACUGGGCCAAAUUACCUGUAGAGUUCUUUUCUUUAAUCUUUAUAUCAGAAAUUUUGGUUAUGUUCACAUUACCAGACUGAAGUGAUUUUUUUGCGUUAAUGUGACUCACACCUGUGGAAAUUUCAAAUCUGAUUUUUUAAAAUCUGGUUUAAUUUACUUAUAAGCAAAUUACAUAAGUAAUUUUACAUAUCAUAUGUGGUCCAGAUAGGAUAUGAAUCUGAUUUAUGGGCAUGCUGCAUGUAUGUGAACGGUCAAAUCCGAUUGCAUGUUACUGCCGUAUGCAUGUGCUUACUGCUGUUGUCCUCGCCCUGGAGUUGAGUUGUAUUCUGAAUUUCUGCCCAUGUUUGAGUCUGUUUAGUGUUCUCACACCUCAUGCAGCAGUAUGGGCAUGCAGCAGUUACAGACUAUGCUAGUGAUUUCUGUUUCUGUUUUAAAAAAAACUACUAAUAUUAGUUUUUUUCUUAAGAACAAACUACAGAACAUUUGUUUGAAGGGGAAUCUGCGUCAAAACAUGAGAGGCAACAUUCAUAAACAUAUUUGUGGGACCAAUAAAUAUUUUGUGGACAGAUCUGGCAGAUAGAACUCCAGAUUGAACCACCAGGAUGGCUAAAUCCGAUCUGAGGUAAAAAAUCUGAAUUGACGAGUUUUGUAAUGUGAACGUGGCCUUUAAGAACUGUAGAGGUGUGUAAUCCAGGUCCAGAAAGUAAAUCAAGUCAAAUUUAGCCCAGGGUUUUGCAGCAGAGCCAUGCAAAGAGUUGGACCUAAAAAAAAUUGGGAUUAAUGGAUGAAAAUGUUUUUUGGACUUUGAUAACCUACUUCUAGUCUGAUGACACUGGUAAACCUGAAAUUUUUUAAAUGUAUAAACUAAAUGCUGAUUGGGUCUUGUGGUAAACUUCACAUCUAAUUAGAUUGUCUUACUUUUAUAACCACUCAGAGAAUCUAUCCAAAAAGUUGUGAGCUGCUGUUGUGAGCAGUAUCAGCAUUAGCAUGCUAGCUUGCUACGUUUCUUGAAUGUAGACUAUAUUUUGAACAGAGUGAAUGUGAAGUAAUCCUUUCAGUUGUUUGCUGUAUACCUGUAAAGGUUGGUUUUAUUUGAACCAUAAAGGAAACAACACAGUUUGUAUUUGUAUUUCUCACUCUUUUUUUUUUCUUUUCAUUUUCUGCAGCAUUUUUGUGGCUGUAUUUUGCUAGCAUAAGAGUCGGGUCACACCUUAAAAUAAGGGAUUAUAUCACAGGAUAAAUAAAUCCAGUGGUUUUAAUACCUGAAGUGCUUUUUCUCGCCUUACCUUACCAACAAACGUAUGUGGUCAUGGAUUAUGUGUGGUGUAAACUGUGUUAGCUACAUUAGCAUCAUGGCUACACUGUAAACCUGAGGAAACAAACGUUGGACACCAAGCAUGUUGUGGCUUGCGAGCUGCUAACUAUAUAUGGGAUUGAAGAGGAGCUAUUUUUUUUUGUGGUGCUUGUGUGGUGCUAAGCGUAACACAUGCACAUAAACAUAAUUUAAUCAGAAAACCUAUAUUGCUAGUUGUCUGACCACUGGUGUGCACCUCAUUUAAAAGAGACUUUAGGAGUUCAUUUACAAAUAAAUAUGUUUGUGCUUAGCUUUUACAGCUAAAUCUGAAUUGUGCUUUAAUUUUCUAGUUUAUUCUGUUGCUAUGCUUAAAGCUAUUAAAAUGCUUAUUAUUAUAUUAAAAUGCCUUAAUUCAAAUCCCGAGUAUUGAAACUGUGCAAGUGUUUCAAGUGGACUUGACAUUGAAAAGGGGGUUAAUUUGGGUGAAGUUCGUACUCUAAAACCCAGUUUACACCGGGUCACUUUAAGUGACUAGUAUCUGGAUUAAACUCAGAUUAGCUUUUAACAACAUGUAUUUUCACUUGGUAGCCAAAUGGGUCUCCAGUUAGUGUAUAUUCACUCACUGGGCAGCAGUUACUCAUGUUGUGGUUGUACUGGGAGUUUUAAAUGCAUUAAUGGUGUGUUUACAUUUGUAUGUGGUUUGAUCUGAUCUAGAUACAGUAUAAUCCUGAUACUCGAGACGCAUGAAGUGACCAGGUGUAUUUGGGGUGUAUAAGUGUCUCACAGUUGUGGUGUAUAUUUUCUUUUUUUAUGUUGCAGAUUUGGUUAGUUGACUAUAGAAUGAUUUAGGUUUGGGAAUUACGUGUGAUUAUCUGUUGGUGUUUUUAAUAUGCAGUAAUUGUCACAUACAAAAUAAAUCAUAGGGUGUUUUUUUUUUCUUCUUCAUUUAAACAGAAUUCUGUUUCACGUAGAGCUAUGUAAACAGCUUUUGGGCCUAACCUUUUCCUACCUCAGAUAUAAGGGAUAUUACUUUUGUUGGACCACAAAGAUCCGUGAAACAUAAGAUUUGAGGUGUUUUAUAAGGUGAAAGGAGUUUCAUAUGAAUCCAUUAUGUUUAAUGGAGAGUACCAGGAUCAUGAGCUGAAUUAAACGUACCUUAUUUCCUUGUUAUGUGUCCUUGUAUUGUCAUCAAAUUAUUUUUCCAACAUUCCUGCUAAGGAAAAGGCAACAUUUUAAAGCUGGUUUAUGUCUCUUUACCUGUGUUUUUCCUCAAAGUGUAUGUGGGUGUUUUUUUUUGUCUUUUUGUUUUUAAUUUCUGUAUGUAAAAUGUUAAAUCCCACUGGUUUGAGUCUGUUUAUGAGAAGACAUCUCUUUUACCAAUAGACAUUACAUUCACCCAAGUUUUAUACACGGCAGUGAAGCCAACAGUGGGAAAUUUUGAAAUAAAGGUGGAAAUUGCAAUUAAAUUCUA
Astyanax mexicanus (Mexican tetra) is the source of this 7970-nucleotide messenger RNA. RefSeq names its product mannosidase, alpha, class 2A, member 1 (gene man2a1). Gene Ontology annotation, molecular function: alpha-mannosidase activity; carbohydrate binding. NCBI's taxonomy places the organism in Eukaryota, Metazoa, Chordata, Actinopteri, Characiformes, Acestrorhamphidae. The record is from RefSeq and is a predicted model, not a curated record. The transcript is spliced from 22 exons. Gene Ontology annotation, cellular component: Golgi membrane. Gene Ontology annotation, biological process: mannose metabolic process; protein deglycosylation; N-glycan processing. Bases 301 to 3762 code for a protein of 1153 amino acids.